Messenger RNA from Impatiens glandulifera, 2008 nucleotides. RefSeq lists its product as uncharacterized. The transcript has 9 exons. The coding region runs from base 102 to 1814 and encodes 570 amino acids. The record is from RefSeq and is a predicted model, not a curated record. Lineage: Eukaryota; Viridiplantae; Streptophyta; Magnoliopsida; Ericales; Balsaminaceae. Gene Ontology annotation, molecular function: protein binding.
CCAACGAACUAUAUAGUGAGAGAAGACAGGCCGACGGGUCAAAAGAGAGGAGAGAGAAAAGAACAGCCGGAGAAUUGGUAAAGGUAUCAGCCACAGGAGUGAUGAUGAUGAAGAAGAAGAAGAAAGGCCGUCCCUCUUUCUUAGAUCUCCAAAAACGCGCCCUAGAACAGGAGAAGAAGCUACAGCGACAACCCCUAAUUUCAUCAAAACCUAAUUUUAACACCCUUAAUCCUCGAUCCACUCGCCGGAACAUCAAUCCUGAAGCCAACUCUUCUGCUUCUGAUGAAAUCGACGCUGUCGGAGAAAAAGAAGAUCACGAUGACGACGACGACGACGAGCGAACGGCGAAGAAGGUCAAGCUCGUCGUUCGUUUGCCCCCUUCUUCUGAUCACCAGCAUUUCAAUCUACCUAAAUCCUCUGCUAAUUCUCUCUCCCUCAUUUCGGCUUCAGCCGAUCAUGAAUCGUGCCCCGAAGGAGAUAAUCACGAGACGUCCACUAAGAAACUUAAGAUCAAUGCCGGCGGUGGCAGAUCUGGAAGCCUCCAUGCGACUGAUCAGGACAAAAAGUUCAAGAAAGCGACUGAUGCUUUACAUGGGAAUGGGCGGGAGGUCUGUCCUAGGACAUCUUUGCCAGACAAAAAGUUGUUAAUUUACAUUCUUGACAGACUUCAAAAGAAGGACACACAUGAGGUCUUCUCGGAGCCUGUUGAUUCAGAUGAGCUGCCAGACUACCAUGAGAUUAUAGAGCACCCUAUGGAUUUUGGGACUGUGAGAAAGAAACUAGGUGAUGGUAACUAUACCAAAUUGGAAGAUUUUGAGGCUGACAUCUUCUUGAUAUGCUCAAAUGCAAUGAAAUAUAAUGCUCCCGAUACAGUCUAUUUUCGACAGGCAAGGUCCAUACAAGAGUUGGCAAAACGCGAUUUUGAAAAUUUAAGAGAAGUUAAUGAAGAAGGUGAACCACAACCAAAAAUUGUCAGAAGAGGUAGGCCUCCAACCAAGAAUUUGAAGAAGGAAUUUACAAGUCCGCCAUCAGCACGAUUUAGGCCUGAAUCUUUAUCUGACGCCACUCCUGCUAGUAUGGGCGAGGAUCAGAAUUCCCCGAUUUCAAACAACUAUAAUUUAAGGAAGGGGCCUAUGUCGUACAAAUUUCGUCACAACGAUGUAUAUACGGGGUCCUCCCAUCUAUUUGGAAGUAACGAUUCCUUUCACGACUGGCCUUCAGAUUGGAAUACUGAAUUUCCAGCUUCUGUUCUGAAGGCCGAGGCGAAACAUGUAAAGAAAACGUUCUCGAUAGAUGAAAACAGACGCUCCACCUAUAAGCUGUCCCAAUCAUCAACUCUAGUCCAUGAUCCAUAUUUGCUCACUUCCCUCAAUGGGCAAAUCAAUCGGUUAAUGGGGGUAGGUGUUACUGUGGAGCACGGAUAUACAAGAAGCCUAGCUCGUUUUGCUGGAAAUCUCGGGCCAUUGGCUUGGAAAAUUGCAUCUAAGAAAAUCGAGAGUGUUUUACCUUCUGGUGUGAAGUUCGGCCCAGGUUGGGUUGGGGAAUGUGAGGAGGAAUCUGUGCAACAGAUCACAGCCGUCUUAUCUGAGCAGAUGUCUCCAAACAAUAACAAUAUUACCUCUAGUGGAAUUGUGGUAAAUCAUAAAAUUACCGACUCAUCUGGAAGUUUCCAGAAGCAUCUACAUUCAACAUCAAUGGAGCGACAAUAUUCACUUCAGGAUGUAAAGCCUGUAUUUCAUGGACCCGGUUCGCCUAGUUCUGGUUUACAAAGUGGUUCUUCUAUGCAGCAGCCGGAUCUAGUCUUACAACUGUGAGUAUUUUUCUCACUUUAUUGAUUAUAUUGUAUUUAGGGGAUGAUAUAGGAGGAAGCUUAUUGACAGAGAGAUUUAACUGUUACAAGAUCUGUUUAUAGAUUAAUUAUACCAAACUUUUUUUUUCAGUUAGAACCCAAACCCUAGUAGGACUAUUGUUGUAGCUGUUGGAACUUGGAAGCUUGUUCUGAUUUAAU